Molecule: messenger RNA, 3518 nt
Organism: Pteropus alecto (black flying fox)
Lineage: Eukaryota; Metazoa; Chordata; Mammalia; Chiroptera; Pteropodidae
Gene: ACTN4
Product: actinin alpha 4
Exons: 22
Coding region: 18-2819 (933 amino acids)
Biological process (GO): actin cytoskeleton organization; muscle cell development
Cellular component (GO): cell projection; Z disc; cell junction
Molecular function (GO): calcium ion binding; actin filament binding
Source: RefSeq, a predicted model, not a curated record
GAGCGAGAGGCGGCGGAAUGGUGGACUACCACGCGGCGAACCAGUCGUACCAGUACGGCCCCAGCAGCGCCGGCAAUGGCGCCGGCGGCGGGGGCAGCAUGGGCGACUACAUGGCCCAGGAGGACGACUGGGACCGGGACCUGCUGCUGGACCCGGCCUGGGAGAAGCAGCAGCGCAAGACCUUCACAGCCUGGUGCAACUCCCACCUGCGGAAGGCCGGCACGCAGAUCGAGAAUAUUGACGAGGACUUUCGAGACGGGCUCAAGCUGAUGCUCCUCCUGGAAGUCAUUUCAGGGGAGCGGUUACCUAAGCCGGAGCGGGGCAAGAUGAGGGUGCACAAAAUCAACAACGUGAACAAAGCACUGGACUUCAUCGCCAGCAAAGGAGUCAAGCUGGUCUCCAUCGGGGCAGAAGAGAUUGUGGACGGCAAUGCAAAGAUGACUCUGGGGAUGAUCUGGACCAUCAUCCUCAGGUUCGCCAUCCAGGAUAUCUCUGUGGAAGAGACCUCUGCCAAGGAAGGACUCCUGCUCUGGUGCCAGAGGAAAACGGCGCCGUACAAGAACGUCAACGUUCAGAACUUCCACAUCAGCUGGAAGGACGGUCUUGCCUUCAAUGCUCUGAUCCACCGGCACCGGCCCGAGCUGAUUGAGUAUGACAAGCUAAGGAAGGACGACCCAGUCACCAACCUGAACAAUGCCUUCGAAGUGGCUGAGAAAUACCUGGACAUCCCCAAAAUGUUGGAUGCAGAGGACAUCGUGAACACGGCCCGGCCCGACGAGAAGGCCAUAAUGACCUAUGUGUCCAGCUUCUACCAUGCCUUUUCGGGAGCGCAGAAGGCUGAGACUGCAGCCAACCGGAUCUGCAAGGUGCUGGCUGUCAAUCAGGAGAAUGAACACCUGAUGGAAGAUUAUGAGAGGCUGGCCAGUGACCUCCUGGAGUGGAUCCGGCGCACCAUCCCCUGGCUGGAAGAUCGCGUGCCCCAAAAGACCAUCCAAGAGAUGCAGCAAAAGCUGGAGGACUUCCGUGACUACCGGCGUGUCCAUAAGCCUCCCAAGGUGCAGGAGAAAUGCCAGCUGGAGAUCAACUUCAACACGCUGCAGACCAAGCUUCGCCUCAGCAACCGACCCGCCUUCAUGCCCUCUGAGGGCAGGAUGGUCUCGGACAUCAACAACUGCUGGCAGCACCUGGAGCAGGCCGAGAAGGGCUACGAGGAGUGGCUGCUGAAUGAGAUUCGCAGGCUGGAGCGGCUCGACCACCUGGCAGAGAAGUUCCGGCAGAAGGCCUCCAUCCAUGAGGCCUGGACUGAUGGGAAGGAAGCCAUGCUGAAGCACCGGGACUAUGAGACCGCCACCCUGUCAGACAUCAAAGCCCUCAUCCGAAAGCACGAGGCCUUCGAGAGCGACUUGGCCGCACAUCAGGACCGCGUGGAGCAGAUCGCAGCUAUAGCGCAGGAGCUCAAUGAGCUGGAUUACUAUGACUCCCAUAAUGUCAACACCCGGUGCCAGAAGAUUUGCGACCAGUGGGACGCCCUUGGCUCUCUGACCCACAGUCGCAGGGAAGCUUUAGAGAAAACGGAGAAGCAGCUGGAGACCAUUGACCAGCUGCAUCUGGAAUACGCCAAGCGGGCAGCUCCCUUCAACAACUGGAUGGAGAGUGCCAUGGAGGAUCUCCAGGACAUGUUCAUUGUCCACACCAUCGAGGAGAUCGAGGGCCUGAUCUCCGCCCACAACCAGUUCAAGUCAACGCUGCCGGAUGCCGACAGGGAACGGGAGGCCAUUCUGGCCAUCCACAAGGAGGCCCAGAGGAUCGCCGAGAGCAACCACAUCAAACUCUCAGGCAGCAACCCCUACACCACCGUCACCCCCCAGAUUAUCAACUCCAAGUGGGAGAAGGUACAGCAACUGGUGCCUAAGCGGGACCACGCCCUCCUGGAGGAGCAGAGCAAGCAGCAGUCCAACGAGCACCUCCGCCGCCAGUUCGCCAGCCAGGCCAACAUUGUGGGGCCCUGGAUCCAGACCAAGAUGGAGGAGAUCGGGCGCAUCUCCAUCGAGAUGAACGGGACCCUGGAGGACCAGCUGAGCCACCUGAAGCAGUACGAGCGCAGCAUUGUGGACUACAAGCCGAACCUGGACCUGCUGGAGCAGCAGCACCAGCUCAUCCAGGAGGCCCUCAUCUUCGACAACAAGCACACCAACUACACCAUGGAGCACAUCCGUGUGGGCUGGGAGCAGCUGCUCACCACCAUCGCCCGUACCAUCAACGAGGUCGAGAACCAGAUCCUCACCCGUGACGCCAAGGGCAUCAGCCAGGAACAGAUGCAGGAGUUCCGGGCCUCCUUCAACCACUUCGACAAGGACCACGGCGGGGCGCUGGGGCCAGAGGAGUUCAAGGCCUGCCUCAUCAGCCUGGGCUACGACGUGGAGAAUGACCGGCAGAAGCAGACAGGCAGCAUGGACUCCGAUGACUUCAGGGCUCUGCUUAUCUCCACAGGAUACAGCCUGGGCGACGCUGAGUUCAACCGAAUCAUGAGCGUGGUUGACCCCAACCACAGCGGCCUUGUGACCUUCCAAGCCUUCAUCGACUUCAUGUCCAGGGAGACCACUGACACAGACACAGCUGACCAGGUCAUCGCCUCCUUCAAGGUCCUGGCUGGGGACAAGAACUUCAUCACGGCCGAGGAGCUGCGGAGAGAGCUGCCUCCGGACCAGGCCGAGUAUUGCAUCGCCCGCAUGGCGCCGUACCAGGGGCCCGACGCCGCGCCGGGUGCCCUCGACUACAAGUCCUUCUCCACAGCCCUGUACGGCGAGAGUGACCUGUGAGGUCCCCGACCCGACUCCCCUCCUCACAGCCUCCAGAAGGGGCUGGUGGAGCCCCUCUGCCCCCCUCCCCAGCUGGGGCCCUCUCUGGUCCGUUCCUCCGACUCUGUAUCUAUGCAAAGCACUCUGUCAGUCCUUCCUGGGGUGGGCGGGGUGGGCAGGGAGGGGCUGGGGCCGGCUCUCUCCUCUCUCUCUGGUUGGCCAGGAGGUUCUCUCCCCCUCCCCAUGGCUAGGGGGAUGGGAGACUUUCGGGGUCAGCAUUUCUGGUUUGGUAAAUAUAUAUAUUGUUUUGUUUUUUAACUAUGUGGAGGGGACGGUGGAUCCCCACAGCAAAACAGGUCCCCUCUGAGCUCUAGGAACGCCCUCCACACCCCGCCCCUUCCUUUGCUCCUGAGGUCCCUUCAAAGCCUCCCACAUCCAGGCCAAAGCCCUACGUGCCUUGUCCAGGAACCACCCGCACCUGAGAUGGGCCCAGCAGGGGGCGCCACAGCUACCCAACAGGAAAGAGGACCCCACCCGCUCCCUGCCCCCUCCCCCCCUCCUUCCUUUGUAAGUGUCCAGAGAUGAGGGGGUGCUGCCCGCCUUUCCUGCAGCAGAGGACUAGGGUUGGGCAGACCAGCCUUUUGCCCCUGCCCCCAACCAACCCCCACUUUGCUUUGUCUGGACCUGAGUCUGAUUUUCUAAGGACCAAACAAACAAACA